AUGAAGCUGUUGCUUCUGCUUCUUGCCAUAUCUGUGGCAACAGAACUGGUGAUGGCAGGCAGAAAUUCUCCCCUUCCAUGCAUGGCUGACCUAGGAUUCUGUAGGCCUUCCUGCAAGAAGGAUGAACAGCCCUACUUCUACUGUAGAAAUUACCAGAGAUGCUGCCUCCAGCCCUACGUGAGGAUCAGCCUUACGGGUGGUAAAUGA
This is a messenger RNA of Psammomys obesus (fat sand rat), 207 nucleotides long. RefSeq names its product defensin beta 119 (gene Defb119). The transcript has 2 exons. The record is from RefSeq and is a predicted model, not a curated record. Lineage: Eukaryota; Metazoa; Chordata; Mammalia; Rodentia; Muridae. Bases 1 to 207 code for a protein of 68 amino acids. Gene Ontology annotation, biological process: defense response to Gram-positive bacterium; defense response to Gram-negative bacterium; antifungal innate immune response. Gene Ontology annotation, molecular function: lipopolysaccharide binding.